CUUCCUCCACGGCUCCGCCUCCAACCGUCGCGACCUGCAUGCAACAGCCUCCACCACCCGCCGCGCCGCGCCGCCUGCCGCCUCCAACCGCCGCCGCGCGAACGCCGUCUCCCUCCGCCUCUGUCCACCGGCUUCGCGAGGUUCUGUUGAUUGAGCUAAGAGAUUUAGUGUUGGUUGCGGGCAGAGAAGCCGCAGACGAACGACGC
Molecule: messenger RNA, 206 nt
Organism: Linum tenue
Lineage: Eukaryota; Viridiplantae; Streptophyta; Magnoliopsida; Malpighiales; Linaceae
Source: the annotation of a GenBank genome assembly